Molecule: messenger RNA, 486 nt
Organism: Komagataella phaffii GS115
Lineage: Eukaryota; Fungi; Ascomycota; Pichiomycetes; Pichiales; Pichiaceae
Exons: 1
Coding region: 1-486 (161 amino acids)
Source: RefSeq, a predicted model, not a curated record
AUGUUUACUCUAGAUGACUUUUGUGUGAUAGACGGCAACCCUUGCCAGCCUGGGUGCAUCUACUGCUCCAAGGAGUGCCGAGAGCAGGACUCCUCCACCCAGCACACCUGCGAUCUAUGCGACAUGUGGGACCUCCAAUCAGGGGGCCAUGACAAAUUCAGAAAGAGCUCUUUGUUCUCUACGCCGGAACUGAGCGACUCCUGCCCCAAUUCCCCUUUACAAUCUUUCGAAGACGAGAUUUUCACCCCCGUUGAUGAUAAGGGAGGUUUCUUAUACGAGUUGACGCAGUUCUCUCGGAACACCAAGGAUUACACUUUACAAGAGCCAUUGCUACUUGAUCUGAACAGCUCCAACAGCCCCAACGAUACCGCCAAACAAAACCAGCAGCAACAUACACAACAGCAGACGAAUGUGCCACAAUCUCUUACCCCAGACCUUUCUACGGCUCACCAGAACUAUCUGAUAUGGCUACAGAGGGCUCAAUAA